AUGGGAAAUACGACUAAUUGUUGCGAAAAGAAUACUGAGAUACCUGAUAAUGUUAAUUAAGGAGACUUCGCAGAUUCUGGCAAAAGACCUCGUGAGAGGAAUAAAAUUUAGAAUGGAGGAGAUGCAAACGGAAUUUUAAAUACAGAGGAUUUAACUUCAUCUCAAAGACAAAAGUACAAAGGAUCGGUAGUUGUCCUGGACAAAAAUCAAGGUAGCGGCAAAAGAUAAGAGGGAUUAAUUGAAAAAUUGUCCAGUAGAGAGUAGAAAAUUAAUUCAAAAAGUUAGAUUGAUAAUCAGAAAAACAGUUAGAGAAGUGAAGUCGAUGAUUAGAAUUAACAGCCUAGAAUACCUAGAAAACAAUUACUAUAACAGUUUAACCCAAAUGUGGUUGACAUUGUAGAGUGUAGUCAUAGAGUAGAUUAAAGAAAAGAGGGCCAUAAUUAAUUUCAAGAGGAAAAAAAGAAUAUGAUGGUGGGAAUCAUGGAAUAAAAACUUCUAUCCUAAUAUAUGGAGUAAGUUGAAAAAUCCAGGCUUAACAUUGUAAUCAAUCCGAGGAUGCUAGUUUCUGAACGAAGAAAUCCAAUAGAAAUCAACUAUGAGAUUCUUGAAUUCAUCGGACAAGGUGGCUUUGGUGAAGUUAAAAAAGUAAGGCACAAGGAACUAGACGUUAUAAGAGCACUCAAGAUUAUUAAAAAAUCUAGAUACAAAUCAAAUGCCGAGUUAAAAAUGAUAAAAAACGAGAUCGCUAUUAUGAAGCUUGUGGACCAUCCUAACAUUGUGAAGCUAUUCGAAUUCUUUGAGGAUGAUGAGAACUUCUUUAUCAUUACAGAAUUUUGUUCAGGAGGACAAUUAUUCGAAAUGAUUAGACAGAAAAAAACUUUCACUGAAAAUGAAGCAGCUUAGAUAAUGAUGCAAUUACUUUCUGCGAUUGCACAUUGCCAUUAGAGGAAGGUAGUUCAUAGAGAUGUUAAGCCAGAGAAUCUUUUGGUGGAUAUAUCAGGCAAUGAUAAAGAUCAAUAUGCUGUUAAAAUAAUUGACUUUGGCAUUUCUACUGUAUUUGAUCUUGAUUAAAAACUGACCCUUAGCAUUGGAACACCCUACUAUGUAGCACCUGAAGUCAUUUAAAAAUAAUAUAAUGAAAAGUGUGAUGUAUGGAGCUGUGGUGUUAUUUUAUAUAUUCUCUUGUGUGGCUAUCCACCCUUUGCUGCCAGGAAUUAGAAUGAAAUAUAUUAAAAGAUCGUAAAAGCAUAAGAGUGGACUUCUGUUAGUAAAUUAGCUAAGGAUUUCAUUAAGAAACUCCUUUAAAAGCAUGCAUCCAAUAGAAUAUCAGCUGCAGAUGCUUUAAAUGAUCCAUGGAUUAAACAGUAUACUGAAAGAUCCAGGAUAUAAAAGCCAAUAUGUGUAAACGCAUUGAAUCAACUUAAAAAUUUCACAUGCGAAAGAAAACUUGAAUAAGCUGUAAUAGCUUAUAUUACGAAUAGUAUGAUGUCUAAGUAAAAUGAGUAAAAACUCUUGGCAACUUUUAAGUAGUUUGACAAGAACAAUGAUGGAAUUCUCACCGUAGAUGAGCUAAGGGAAGGAUUUCGUGAAUUUAUGGGAGAACAGAUCGUCUUUGAAGAUGAGUUACAAAAGAUUAUUAAAAACGUAGAUUUCAAUCAAAAUGGAUAAAUAGAAUAUUCUGAAUUCGUUUCAGCUGCUUCUAACCUACAUAACCUCCUGACGGAGAAGAACCUUAAGUAAGCCUUUGACCUCUUCGAUCUUGACAUGAACGGUGAAAUUACUCCCAGGGAACUUAAGCACAUCCUUGGAAAUAAAGACUCAGAGCUUAAGGAUGAAGAAUGGGAGAAACUUAUCUGUGACUUUGACAAAAAUGAUGAUGGAAUGAUCAAUUUCGAUGAGUUCAAGCAAAUGAUGUUCUAACUUCAUAUCAACAAUCUUAAGAAACAUCAGGAGAAUGAAAAGAAAAAUGGAGCUAGAGAGUAAGGGGAGGAGAGAAACAUUAUGCAGGAUCCUACAAAUGUCAUAGUUGCAGAAUAAUGA
Molecule: messenger RNA, 2040 nt
Organism: Stylonychia lemnae
Lineage: Eukaryota; Ciliophora; Spirotrichea; Sporadotrichida; Oxytrichidae
Source: the annotation of a GenBank genome assembly